Portunus trituberculatus (swimming crab) is the source of this 2763-nucleotide messenger RNA. RefSeq names its product zinc finger protein OZF-like. The record is from RefSeq and is a predicted model, not a curated record. The transcript is spliced from 2 exons. NCBI's taxonomy places the organism in Eukaryota, Metazoa, Arthropoda, Malacostraca, Decapoda, Portunidae. Bases 383 to 1609 code for a protein of 408 amino acids.
CAAGGGGUGACUAAAACAACUUCCUUUCUCCUAUCAGCUGAUCGCGUCACACCUGUCAACAUUUGCACACACUGUCCCUUUUUCCCUUCCCUCACUCAUCGAUCCUUGGCAACACUCCAAUAUACCUUCCUUCAUAGCUAAAACUACCGUGUGUCACAUAUAAUCCUCCUUGUGCAGUGUUCUCGUCCUUAUAAUGGGAAAACAUUUGAACUCCACCAAAAAAACGUAUUUGCUAUGAUGUUAUGUGUUUGUGGCAGUUUGUCCAUAUCUUCAUCAGCCUCUUCACUCCCUCGUGCUGCUACUGUCCAAACUCUGCCUUUUGAAAUACUACCCAUGGAACACAACAAACUAUACCAGUGAAGCAGAGAAGCAGACACAAGCAAUGGCUGCAACACUCGAGCAACACACACCACCAACCAACACAGUGAAGGAGGAGGAGGAGCAGCAACACUCACCAACGAUCAUAGUGAAAGAGGAGGAGGAGGAGGAGGAGGAGGAGGAAAGGAGCUAUGAUUGCCCAGAUUGUUUUGAGAACCUGCCAAACAAGAGCCUGUACAUUCAACACACCCUGAGUCACGUUGGUGUUGCAAUUCACAGAUGUGGGGUGUGCAAUAAACUCUUCAGCCACGCUACCCACCUCGCCAGACAUUCCCUGGUUCACAAGAGGAGGAAGCAUGAGUGUAAGGUGUGUGGGAGGGUGUUUAGCCAGCGUGGGAACAUGCUGCAACACCUAAACACGCAUGAUAAGGUGAAGAAAUAUAAGUGUGAUGAAUGUGGGAAGCUCUUCACGUAUAAAUACUCGCUAACCGAACAUUUGCGUAGACAUUUAGGCGUGAUGGAGUACAGAUGUGAGGUUUGUGGUAAAGAGUUCGUGCAUAAGGCUAACUACAUGCAGCACCUCAAUCUACACUCCAAUAUCAAUAAGUAUGUGUGUGAGGAGUGUGGCAAGGAAUUCUGCUACAAAUCAAGCUACAACCAGCACCUUAACAUUCACACACAAGCCAAGAGGUUCCGCUGUGAGGAGUGCGGGAAGGAGUUCAACUUUAAGAGCAAUCUCAAGCAGCACAUGAACACACACGCCACCAUCCGAACAUCUGAGAAGUGCGAAGAGUGCGGGAAACACUUCUCAAACAAGAGCAACUUAAAACAACACUACAAGAAGCACUUAGGCGUUAAAAGAUUCAAGUGCGAUGUGUGUGAGGAACAGUUUACCCUAGAGAGCAGCCUUAUCAAACACAUGGCAGAGAGACACCCAGAUAUUGAAAUGUACAAAUGCAAUGACUGUGGCAAACCGUUUCUCCGCAAGUACGACCUGGUAAGACAUGCAGCCGUUCACAGCAACCUCAAGCCUUAUAAGUGUGAAGUGUGUGGCAAAGCUUUCAUCCAUAAAAACACUUGGAAAAGGCAUGCAGAUGUACACACUGGCCUGAGAGAGUUCAAGUGUGAGGAAUGUGGCAAGAUGUUUAGUCAGAAAGGAGUGCUGGGAAUACAUUUAAAGACUGUGCAUGCUGGGACGAAGAAUUUUGAGUGUCAGGAGUGUGGAAGGAGGCUCUCGCAGAAGUCGCAUCUAAGACGACACUUGUUGAAGGUCCACGGGAAGAAGUCAUGAGGGUUUGUGGAGAGAAAAAGGUGGAGAAAAGGAAAAAGAAAAGAAGAAAUGUUGAUGGUAAAAGUGUAUAGGAAAAAUUUAUGAGAGUUUGUGUAGAGUAACUUAAUGAAGGAAAAAGUGCAUAGGAAGAAUUUAUGAGAAUUUGCAGAGAGAAAAGUAGAAAAAUUAUGUUACAAGUGUAUGGAAAGAAUGUUUAAGAAAAGUAAAAAUGGAGGAAGAAAAAUGAAAAAAUUAGGUUUUAUAUUAAUUAACUGGAUGAAAGAAAUAAAAAAGAACUAAAUGAAAUGUAUAUAGGAAGAAAUUUUGUGAGUUUGUGGAGGAAGGUUUAAGAAAAAGUUAAAGAAAAAUGUGAAAACAGCAUAGAAGGAAGCCGUGAUAGUUUGUGCCAGGAAAAUUUGAGAAAAGUAGGAAAAUAAGAAAUGCUGGUGUAUGUGGAGGGAAAAGUUUGAGAGAAGUAGAAAUGAAAGAAGAAAAGGUGGUGUUAAUUGUGUAUAUGAAGAAAAAAAAAAAAAAAGGAAAAUGCUUAUAAUACAGACAAGAAACACUAGUCAAAGAUGUACACUAAGAACAUAUGAAGGUAAUGUAUAGAAAAAUAUAUAUACAACUGAGUUUUUUUACAAUUCAGAGGACAAGCCAAAGAAAAGAAAAAUAUAUAUAAUUCCAGAUCCUAAAAAUAUUGUAAAUAAAAAAGAAUAAAAGAGAACCAGCCAUUUUAUCUUAUUGUGUAUUGUGAUAAUUGAUAAUGUUGUCUUGAAAUAAUUUGUCAAACUUAAACCAGAGAGAGAGAGAGAGAGAGAACUAAUAGAGAUUUUGGUGUGUAAGAAAGAGUUUAUAGUAGUGUAGGAGGUGAAAGAAGGAAGGUGAACUAGUAAACUUGUAUUAGUGAGGUGGACAGAAUAGUGUUAGCAGUUAGUCAGAUUGAAGUUAGUUAGACACAAAGGUUUGGAUGGGAAAUGUUUAUGGGUUUAGUUGAAGUGUGAUUGUUUUUUAUAUAUUUAUUUAGUCUAAUUAUGUUCCAGAAACUUAAUUUAUGUUUUGAAAAUGAUUAAUGUUAAGAGUUAAUUGGACAAAAAAAAUGACCAGAUUUAUUUAUUUAUGUUAUUUAUGCACCAUUAGUCAAACUCUUACUAAAUAAAUGAAAAAAAAAAAAAAAA